UUAGAUUCCACAUUUGAAUUUGUACCCUGGCUCCUUCUUUGCUCUCUGACAUUUGAGGACCACUGCCCAAGGACCCUGUUAGUUAUCAUUUAGUAUGGAAGAAGAUGAGUUCUUUGGAGAAAAAACAUUCCAGCACUUUUGUGCAGAAUUCAUUAAACAUUCACAGCAGAUAAAUGAUGGUUGGGAAUGGAGAACUUCAAAGGACUGUUCUGAAGGCUACAUGUGCAAAACACAAUUUCAAAUUAAACCUGGGACACUGGUAUCACAUCCGGGAACAUCUGCCCACGUCCAGACAUGUCUUCCCGUGGAGGAGGCUUUAGAACUACCCCCGGAUGAUUUUGAAGUGACUGAGACCACAGCGGGAAGUCAAGUGGUUAAAUAUGAGUAUCAUGUCUUAUACUCCUGUAGCUACCAAGUGCCUGUGCUUUACUUUAGGGCAAGCUUUUUAGAUGGAAGACCUUUAGCUCUGAAGGACAUAUGGGAAGGAAUCCAUGAGUGUUACAAGUCACGGCUGCUGCAGGAGCCAUGGGACACCAUUACCCAACAGGAGCACCCAGUGCUUGGACAACCCUUCUUUGUACUUCAUCCCUGCAAGACGAAUGAAUUCAUGACUCCUGUGUUAGAGAAUUCUCGAAAAAUCAAUAGGAGUGUCAACUAUAUCACGUCAUGGCUGAGCGUUGUAGGGCCAGUUGUUGGGCUAAAUCUACCUCUGAGUUAUGCCAGAACUGCCUCUCAGGAUGAAUGAAGUGUCACUUGACAAGGUAAAAAGGAAAGCCUGCGCUGAAUGUUUUGCUAUUAUAAAGAUCCUGUUGUCUCUGUUGCACUUGGGGUCACUACUGGCCCCAUCAAAUAUUAAGUCUUCUUUCAUCUUUAAUAAUGACGGCUGAAUAUGAACUGUUUGUUUAGGUUCCUGACCAACCUGUGCCCAAGCAUUUAGGAAGCAUUGGACUUUGCUAUAAUAACCUCACCCAACUACAGGAGUGGAUGAUUUUAUUUCAGAAUUGUUAUUCUUGAAAUAAGUCUUUACUGUUCAGUUAACCUUCUUUUAUUCUCUUAGCUUUUGUUUUGUUCUUGUUCUUCACUUUCUUCCAUUGAGCCAAAGAACCUAGAAAUUGCAGCAUGAAGAACAUCAAAAGCAUACCUGGCCAGCCCUGGUUUUAAUAGGACAAAUACCAUGCAGUAGUUCAACUCACCAAGAUUUUGACAUGGAUUUAUUUUUCCACUGGAAGCAAAUUCUGCAGUAGCCGACAGGCUGUGUCCCUCAUCUAGAACUGUUGAUUUGGAGUUGCUUGCUUUGUUUUUCAUUUUAUCUUGCCAGGGGCUGAAACUAAAACAAAAAUAUAAUUGUCUCUUUAGAGAAUCUAGAUUCAUGUCUAUUGAUGCAGGAUAUACUUCAGGGUCACCUGAGAAUCUUUUAUGACUGCAAAUGCUGGGGUCAACCUCCUGGAACAGCCUCUUUGGAGUGAUUAUGACACACCUGCUUUUGGAGAACCUCUGGUCUGGAUGUACUGUUGGUGUGGUAUUUAUUCAUAUUGUUUGGGUCUCCCAACAGGCCUUUUCUAAUUCUGUGUAUAGCUCCAACAAGCUGGACUUACUUCCUAACACUGGGCAUUGCCCUGAGCCUCCUGGUCGGUAGGAAUAUUCAGGAGAUGUGUCUGCAAGGCAGCCUGCUCAGAGCAAGCGGUUGGUCUGUUGGUCUGUCGUCGGGGAGAGGGGAUUAUCUGCUGGCCAAUUGCAGAAGACUGUGCUUGUGCUUUUAGUCUGUAGGUUCGGGGCUGAUCUCUCACACAGGGAGCCGAAGUAGAGAACGGGUUAAUUCAAACUGCUAGAAAAGCUAAAAGUAAAUUUUAAAAUGCUGAGCUGCACAUAUUCAUGCUGGGAUGAGAGCCUGCUUACAUGCUUGCUGGGCAUUUUGGUAUUUAC
This is a messenger RNA of Enhydra lutris kenyoni (northern sea otter), 1923 nucleotides long. Its product is annotated as autophagy related 10. Bases 95 to 745 code for a protein of 216 amino acids. Gene Ontology annotation, molecular function: Atg12 transferase activity. Gene Ontology annotation, biological process: protein lipidation; macroautophagy; protein modification by small protein conjugation. The transcript has 7 exons. NCBI's taxonomy places the organism in Eukaryota, Metazoa, Chordata, Mammalia, Carnivora, Mustelidae. Gene Ontology annotation, cellular component: intracellular anatomical structure. The record is from RefSeq and is a predicted model, not a curated record.